GUUCGGCUUGUGCAGAAGAAAGAUACCGGUCAUGUGUAUGCCAUGAAGAUCUUAAGGAAAGCCGACAUGGUGGAAAAGGAUCAGAUUGCGCAUGUGCGAGCCGAGCGGGAUAUCCUGGCAGAGGCCGACCAUCAGUGGGUUGUCAAAAUGUACUACUCCUUUCAAGACACUGGGUGUUUGUACCUCAUCAUGGAGUACCUGCCCGGAGGAGACAUGAUGACACUGCUGAUGAAGAAAGACACACUGACAGAGGAGCAGACUCAGUUCUAUGUGGCCGAGGCAGUGUUGGCUAUUGACUCCAUACACAAGCUGGGCUUUAUCCACAGGGACAUCAAACCUGAUAACUUGUUGCUGGACAAUAAGGGUCACAUCAAGUUGUCAGACUUUGGUUUAUGUACGGGUAUGAAAAAGUCCCACCGGACGGACUUCUACAAAGAUUUGUCAUCACACUCAAAAGCCUCAACCAACUUUGGCAAGGACCUCGCAAAUGGAAACCCUAUGGACUCUAAGAGAAAAGCAGAAAGUUGGAAGAGGAAUAGACGAGCAUUAGCUUAUUCAACAGUUGGGACCCCGGACUACAUUGCUCCAGAGGUCUUUAUGCAAAACGGAUACAUGAGCUCAUGUGAUUGGUGGUCAUUAGGUGUCAUUAUGUAUGAGAUGCUGAUUGGGUACCCACCAUUCUGCUCUGAGAAUCCUCAGGAAACCUACAGGAAGGUGAUGAACUGGCCUGAAACUCUAAUAUUUCCUCCAGAAAUGCCCAUCUCAAAUGAAGCAAGGGAUCUCAUAAAAAGGUUUUGCUGUAAUCCAGAAAAUAGGAUAGGUGCUAACGAUGUAGAGGAGAUCAAGAGCCAUCCAUUUUUCAGAGGUGUUGAUUGGGAACACAUCAGGGAACGACCAGCUGUCAUCCCUGUUGAUGUCAAAGGCAUAGAUGACACGUCAAACUUUGAUGACUUUCCUGAAAUUGACCUCAAGCUUCCUGCCUCUCAGAAUAAUGAGGAGGAGUUCAAAGAUCCCAAAUACAAGGACUGGGUCUUCAUCAACUACACAUUCAAACGUUUUGAAGGCCUUACCCAGCGUGGACCGCGGCCCCCAUCCCACAAGAGUUGA
Molecule: messenger RNA, 1107 nt
Organism: Candidula unifasciata
Lineage: Eukaryota; Metazoa; Mollusca; Gastropoda; Stylommatophora; Geomitridae
Source: the annotation of a GenBank genome assembly